CGAAGAAGAAAAAUGCGGAAGUUAGCAACGCUUUGAUGCUAACUUGAGACAAAGGGUGACUGCGACGAAUGUAUUGUUAUUAUUCUUAUUAUUCUUAUUAUUGCUUUAAUAUUCAUCAAGCAAUUUAAAAAUGUUGAAAGAGUUGGUGCAGGAGCGACUAAUGGUGGCAGCGGAUGAAAUAUUCGCGCUGUUUGAAAGAACGAUAGCGUCGUACGAGAAGGAACUUUCUAGAAGAAUAGAGAAGGAGCGACUGGGAGCUGCUGGAACAACUAAAGUCGUGUUACAUGCCCAAGACGCCCCGGAGCUGAUUCGGCAACAAGAACGUCCCCCUCAGCCACAGGAGGGAAUCUCCGCUUGGAACCAGGAGGAACCACAGCCCCCCCAUAUUAAAGAUGAAGAGGAGGAACCAUGGAUAACUCAGGAGGGGGGUUAUCUUCUCGGACCGCAGGAAGCGGAUCUCGCCAAGUUGCCACUGACCGUUGUCUCCGUGAAGACUGAAGACGAUGAAGAGAAACCACCCGAGUCCUCGCAGCUUCAUCACGGUCCAGGUGAGGAGACCAGAUGGGCGGAGCCUCCUGGCUGUAGCUCAACACAACACAUGACAACAGAAGCUUAUGGAGACCACUGUGCGGGGUCGCAAGCAGAUAGCGAGACAGAAGACCGGGACAACACCCAAGCACCUUUGAGCAGCGAUGCGCACUGUGAAGGCGACGCCGACAACAAACACUCCAAAAAGAAGGCCGGUAGAAAAUGCUCAUUUUGUGACAGAAGUUUCUGCAACAAAAAGGAGUUUGCCCGACACAUGACCUCUCACAAACCUUUCAGUUGCUUACUUUGUGGCAACACGUUUACUCGCCGGUCCACUUUGAACAGGCACAUGAUAACCCACACCGGAGUAAAACCCUUCAUUUGUUCAGUGUGCGGCGAAAGAUUCACACAAAAGUCCAACUUGAAAACACACAUGAGAACACACACUGGAGAAAGACCCUUUAAAUGCUUGAUUUGUGGCAAAACCUUCUCGCACAAGUCCAAUUUGCUCUCCCACAUCAGGACACACACCGGGGAAAAGCCCUUCAUUUGCUCCAUUUGUGGCGAACGAUUCUCUCAAAAGGAAAUACUGCGAAGGCACAUGAAAAGACACGGGGGGAAACCCUUUUUAGAGGUUUGUGACAAGAGGUUCUCUCUGGCGACAUCUGUGGUCAAACAGGAGAACACACGCAGGAAGAUGUCAACCUUGUAAAUGCUCAGUUUGUGGCCCAAGAGUUCUUGGACCUUGUCUUUGGAGAGCCACUUCCAUGCAGGCAGUGCGGCGUCGCAUACAAAUCAAGCGUUCCAAUGACUUGAAAUUAUUUAUUUUGCUUGUUUUAAUGUAAAACACAACCUGUCAGGGUAAGUAUCAGCUCAGAUCAGCAACUAACUCCUACCACCUCAUCAUCAUCAUCGGCGGUCACUCGAAGCGAGUAUGACGAUCCUCCUGGUAGGGGUGUAUCCCUUUAUGGAGGAUGCCUGCGCGUGACUUUGUUUAAAGUGGGGAGACUGGUGCACAGACAGUCACCACGCCGUCCUUGACAGAUCCGGGUCAGGAUCCAGUGGCAUGGAGUCCAAGACGACUGGGGACCCUUUUCCAUACUUGCCAACCCUCCCGUUUUUAGCGGGAGAAUCCCGAUAUUCAGCGCCUCUCCCGACAACCUCCCGACAGAGAUUUUCUCCCGACAAACUCCCGGUAUUCAGCCGGUGCUGGAGGCCACGCCCCCCCCAAAAAAAGUCUGCCGCAGCUGCGAUUGGACCUGACCAGCCUCCGGGUACAAGUACUGGAGUACCAAUUGCUUGCCAGGGAAGAUCUUCCCCAGGAAGCAAGGAUUGACCGGUUUUGGGCCAUGCUAGGGAGAGAUGGAAGAUUCCACACUCUCGUGCAUUUGAUGAAAGCACUUUUGUGCGUGCCACACAGCAAUGCAUCAUCAGAGAGGGUGUUCAGCAUGCAUGCUAGAAAAAUAGUGACAGAGAAUAGAAAGAGGAUGGACAAUUCAACCCUUAACAAAGCAUUGUACUUUCAAGUACAACAAUGAGUAGAUGAGUGUUGUGUGUGUGUGUGUGUG
This is a messenger RNA of Entelurus aequoreus (snake pipefish), 2096 nucleotides long. Its product is annotated as zinc finger protein 316-like. The transcript is spliced from 2 exons. The record is from RefSeq and is a predicted model, not a curated record. Bases 131 to 1240 code for a protein of 369 amino acids. Lineage: Eukaryota; Metazoa; Chordata; Actinopteri; Syngnathiformes; Syngnathidae. Gene Ontology annotation, cellular component: nucleus. Gene Ontology annotation, molecular function: DNA-binding transcription factor activity, RNA polymerase II-specific; RNA polymerase II cis-regulatory region sequence-specific DNA binding. Gene Ontology annotation, biological process: regulation of transcription by RNA polymerase II.